Messenger RNA from Penicillium malachiteum, 810 nucleotides. RefSeq names its product alpha/beta hydrolase. The record is from RefSeq and is a predicted model, not a curated record. NCBI's taxonomy places the organism in Eukaryota, Fungi, Ascomycota, Eurotiomycetes, Eurotiales, Aspergillaceae. The transcript has a single exon. The coding region runs from base 1 to 810 and encodes 269 amino acids.
AUGACACUAGGCUUCAAUAUUGGCAGCAUAUGGAUGGCCGACCCGGUAAAUCAAGGGAAAGGUGAACUGAUCAAUGACGGCAAAUUGGGCGAUGACCCAUCCUGGAUGGAUCACACGCGCGAUCUGUUAGGCAUGAUCAACCAAUUCCGCGACCAGAUGCCUCGCCCUCUAAUUGGAGUUGGACAUAGCGCUGGGGGCGCUCAGAUCGCCAAUCUGGCAUUUAUGCACCCUCGGUUGUUAUCCAGUAUCAUUUUCCUUGACCCAGCCAUCUUGAAAUCACCUCCAACCCAAUUCAGGGAGCACCCCAUAUUCCACAAAUAUAUUCUCAAUCGACCUGAGUCAUGGCCAUCUCGCUCUCAAGCAGAGGCUUCGAUACCUAAGUGGCCAACUUAUGGUGGUUGGGAUAAGCGCUGCCUCCAGCGAUUCCUAGAACAUGGUAUUUUAGAUCUUCCAGUGCCCGAGUCAUCAUCAAAGGAUAAAAAGGUCAAUACGCCGGUUGCCUUUGCUAUAUCUGUGGCACAAGAGAUUCAUUUUCUAGGUCGGAGACCAAUGGCUCAGCGACAAGCUGAUGGGACAAUGAAAUUGGACCGUGAUGCAGCACCAGAUCUAGACCCACUUGAUGCUGAUGAUCGUCUCUAUCGUCAUGAAAUGCGCGCUACAUGGCAUCGUUUGCCGGAGCUGCGACCGUCAGCAAAGUUCAUUCUCGGGGGAAGAUCAUAUCUGCCUCUGCAUGAGCUGCGGGAAGGAAUUCAGCAGUGUGGGACCGGUCGAAGCGGCUCCGGGGGGGAUCCUAAGUGGCCGCGUUUGUGA